Messenger RNA from Paramuricea clavata, 3139 nucleotides. Lineage: Eukaryota; Metazoa; Cnidaria; Anthozoa; Malacalcyonacea; Plexauridae. The record is from the annotation of a GenBank genome assembly.
UAGGGUGACAACAAAAUGGCGUCCGAAACUUUAAAUCGGGGGACGCGAAGAGUGCUUUCAAAACUUGAGAAAUCUAUCGAAGAUGGCGACCAUUAUGAAGCUCAUCAAAUGAUAAGAACAUUGUACUUUAGGUGGGACAUUUCUGGCCGCUGUAAUAUUUCUAGAUCGCGGUUUCUUUGGGUUAAAUUGGACUCCAUUUAUAACCUGUAUUUUUGUUUAUUAAGCACUUUUGUUUAUGUUUGGCGUGUUGUACGUAAUACGCAGGGAGAAGUGUGUUACAGUAAUAUGUACAAUUUCCGACAUGAUCGUAUAAUACUCGAGAUAGUUUUAGAUCUGAUUAAGUAUAACGUCUAUAUAAAUAACAACAGCCGCAAAAAUAGUUAGGUGGAAUAUUACCGAAUAUAUACUUGGAAACAUGAUUCAAAUUCAAAACAGCAAGUCAGAAACAGUUUAUCUCAAAACUAGACAAUCAAAUGGCUGGCCUGUUGUAAUACCUAAUCAGGCUAUUCAAAUUGUACCAACAAGGCCGGCGAGAGCCAACCACGGGCCCCCGGUACAAAAUGAUGAUUUGUGAACACGGGCCCCUGUCCCUCUGGAAAUUGCCGAUGAUAAACAAUAUACGAACAUUUUACCGAGAUUUCCGGGCCCCUCUGAGCACACCAGCCCACAGGUAUUUUGCCCCCUCCCCCCCUCCUCUUGCCGGCCUUGUGUACAAAUGCCUUAUUCAUGAACUCAUAAAUCCUGAUUGGUAAGUUUUGUAAUUGGAACUUUCCACAAUGGAAGUCAUUGAAUUUUAACCAGUUAGGUGACUUGGGUCAUGGUGACUGGACUCUGUAGCUUAGUGGUGAGAGUGCACUGCAAUGGUAGCACUGCAGGUUCGAUUCCUGCUGAAGGCCUUGCUAUAGUUGUAUUUUCCACAACUUCUUCCAGCUGGGUCAGAAAUAUGAAUGUAUAUUUUUUCACCAAAUUUCCACCCAUGAAAACUAUAAUAAUGAUUGAAGGAAAUAAAUGUGUUUUUUCUUUGUACUAGGUACAUGAAUCAGACUAAACAUUCUGAUGCGCUUGUCUUAGUUUAUGAUGGAGCCACAAUGCUACUUCAACAUGACCAGGUCAUAUUAUGCAACUUUCACUUUCAAAAUACCAAUUCCACAUUGCUUUAAAUACUAUUUUUUUUAUUAUUAUUCAGGAAGAAAGUGGAUUGGAUUUAUGCCAACUAAUGUUGAAAUGUUUUGAAGAGAGUUAUUAUCCAGUAAAUGACGACGCAUUAGGUAUAAUAAUUAUUGCCAUGCAGUUGAAGAAUGACCCAAACAUUUACACUUGUUGGGUUAAGUAACAAUUUAUAAUCUUGCUUUAUAUUUAUUUCAGAUAAAAUAAGUGCACAUUUUCAACUGUUUAAGCCUUGUUCUCCAAACAGACGAUUGUUUAUUGAUGCUGCAUUGAGGUAUUUUGAGUGUAGAAAAAUAUCAAAUGUAAGUCAAGUAUAACAAAAAUUGUGUGCCUGCAGCUUGAUAUAGAAGACAUAAAGAUGAGUAAUUAUUUUCUAUGUAGUUGGACGGCAAAGAAAAACACGGAAUGGGUAUUUGGACAUCCAAAACUGAAUCUGUUAUGUGCAGAAACGUAUUGGAAAGGUUGGUAUUAUGACUACCAUCACAACCAUCAUCAUCACCACUAUAACCAUUGUAUUUUCUUGUAGAACACAACUAUGGCGAGGCACAAUCACACUUCCUGCAUGCAAAUAAUGGACAGCAAUGUGCAACAAUGUUGGUCGAGUAUGCUGUAACCUGUGGAUACCCUGGUGAAGCAGACCUAUUUGUUGCACAAGCUGUUUUACAGUAAGUUGUGUGUUGUAUUGUGUAGAAGUGUGUUUUAAUGUUGUUUCUGGUUAUCAUACAAGCUUUAGAUAAUUCAUUUUUUUCAAGGUUUCUGUGUUUGAAAAGAUCAUCAGCAGCUCAUUGUGUAUUUGUGCAGUACACAGACCAUCACCCAGACUUCUCAGGACAAGGACCACCAUUUGAGAAACCUCUGCUGAAUUUUCUAUGGAUUUUGUUGAUUAUUAUUGACAAGUAACAUUAUUUUUAUCCAAACUAAUUUUAUUUAAUUUUGCCAAUAUUUUAUUCAAAUAUCACCUUCUAUUUUAGAAAAGGUACCAUAAAUCAAUUCACAGUACUAUGUGAGAAAUACCAUCCCUCGCUAAACAGAGAUCCAAAUUAUCUUUCGGUAAGAAUGCUUAUCAAUCUGUCAAUUUGAACUUAUUCAUACUUUGUAAUGCCUGUAUAAAUAAUUUAGUAAUAGCAAUAUUGUAUAUUUCUCAUGUUGGAUAUUUUUCCUUUUUCCCCAGUAUUUAGACAAGAUAGGACAACUAUUUUUUGGACUAACACCAAAGCCAAAAGAACCAUCAAUGAACAACUUUUUUGGUAAGUGACAAGAGUGUGCAUUGGCCUGUUGAAUAAUUCAUUGGAAUAUACCAACAUUUCUCUUCUCCACUUCAGGAGACCUUCUUCAAAGCCUAACAUCCGAGGCUGAGCAACCAACAACAUCAAGUGUCGAUUUGAACACAGAAGAUCUGGAUUGAAUGAGAUCAGCAUGAUCCGAAUAGACCAUAGACGUGCUUACAUCACAUAAUUUUCAUACAAUGAAUUUUACCCAAAGUAUCCCACAAUGCAGAAGUCCUCUGUAUUAAAUUGUGUGACAUAAGCACUUCUAAGAUCUAUUACCAAGAGAACCAUUAAACACCUUCCAGGUUUCGAGUGUGGCAUGAAAGAUUACUUAAUUCUCCCUGGUCGGGACCAGGCAACACCUCCAAAAUAACAUUGAAGAUAAAUGACAUAGGCCAGUGUAUGAACAGUAAAAGAACCACAAACGGUUCUUAUGUAAUGUUAUAUAGUAUGUAAAGAAUUGUAAUGAAUGUGUUUCUGAAAAAAAUAAAUUAAAUUAACAAGCUUUUAAUGCAUUUUAUAUGAACUGGGUUUUGAGUUGGAAUACAGUGGCAAUUUUGACAAGAUAAUGAAAUUCUGAAUUGGGGCUAGAAAAUAUGCUCCCUAUGACCAAGUUGAGAAAGAGUGCUUAUUUAUAACUUUGCCGGCAUAAAAUUACAAUAACAAAACAGAGUGGCCAGGUCACCACAACAGCUUAUUGCAAA